AUGGAGAUGAUCAACUCUACAUUUCCGAAUUCCACUUAUGACGUUGAUACUGCACCGACAUGGGUGAUCGUGUCCGUGUUCACCGUCAGCACAGCGACUAUCCUACUCAAUAUACCAGCAAUGCUGGUCGUUAUGGCGACAAAAAUAAAGAAUUCGAACUUUAGGAAUAUGCACCUGUUGAGUUUAAGUAUAACUGAUACAGCUGUUGCGAUAUGUAUGUUUCCUAUCCUUUGGACGUAUAUGUUUCCUGAUGGCCACAUGUCCUUCUGGAUGUGCAAUUCUUGUUUUAUGUGUUUUGGUAUCAGCUAUCUCAAUUCUAUGUCCCAGGUGACCACUAUUUGUGUACACAGACUUCUUCUGCUGUUGAGACCAUCCAUGCGAUGUACAGUGAACUACGGUAGACGCAUGUUUGGAAUUAUAUUGCUGACAUUGUUCAUCACGUCCGCCAUCACCAUCACGCCUUUUGUGGUAUUUGCUACACCAGAAGAGAGAAUUAUUUGUGAAUUGGACAAUUUGUUCUCUGUAAAUCUUGGUUACUUCUGUCUUUACGUAGGAAUUUUGUGCUGGAGCCUACAAAUCAUGAUCAUCGGAUGCUGCCUGUCAAUGGUGGCAAUCCUACAGAUGCGGCGGUUGUACAGGGGGCGUUACGACCCUGGUACAACAAUGACCUCUGUGUCCACUAUCAACACUGUACCAUCGAGUACCAGGAACGUGAAAGAGGAUCAACAACUGACGCUUGAAAUGCGGGGCAUCAUCACCAUAUCCAUCAUUGUAUCUUUGUAUACAAUUUGUGUUACGCCAUUACAUCUCGGAUUUUUGCUGCAAGGUUUGUCUCUGUUAGGGAAAAUUGGUAGAACUCCUCGACAUGUUUUCAUUAUUCUCGGAUGCCUGAAUUCAGCUAUCAAUCCCAUAAUCUAUUGUUUCAGAGUUAAUGAAAUGAAGAAUUGGAUUAAAGAAAGUUCACAAAAAGUAGUAAGUUUAUUGCAGUCAAGAAGGUGUAAAACUUGCCUCUCUUUGUAA
Ylistrum balloti is the source of this 1020-nucleotide messenger RNA. RefSeq names its product octopamine receptor beta-1R-like. Gene Ontology annotation, biological process: G protein-coupled receptor signaling pathway. Gene Ontology annotation, cellular component: membrane. The transcript has a single exon. Lineage: Eukaryota; Metazoa; Mollusca; Bivalvia; Pectinida; Pectinidae. The record is from RefSeq and is a predicted model, not a curated record. Gene Ontology annotation, molecular function: G protein-coupled receptor activity. Bases 1 to 1020 code for a protein of 339 amino acids.